Morone saxatilis (striped sea-bass) is the source of this 2791-nucleotide messenger RNA. RefSeq names its product L-threonine ammonia-lyase. The coding region runs from base 148 to 2286 and encodes 712 amino acids. Gene Ontology annotation, molecular function: threonine deaminase activity; L-serine ammonia-lyase activity. The record is from RefSeq and is a predicted model, not a curated record. Lineage: Eukaryota; Metazoa; Chordata; Actinopteri; Moronidae. Gene Ontology annotation, biological process: L-threonine catabolic process; L-serine catabolic process. The transcript has 11 exons.
GGGAGCUGGGGGCAGGGGACGUUACGCCGUGGGGGCAGCUCCAGUCAGUGUCCUCUUAUCCCUCGGACACACCACAGCAGCCGGAGGAGGAGAGGGACUCGGAUGCAGAGACUUGUUGGACUGUAGGAGGACAGCGCUUCGACCAGGAUGAACUUUGCUGCCCAGUUAUUCUACUCAAGCUACCUGAGCGAGCGACUUGAGCGUUUGUACUCACCCAGGCUCGCACUUAAAGACAGCGAGGAGAAUGACCCCUUCUGGCAGAGGUGGGAUAUUACAACAUGUAGCCCCUUGGAGCCUCCAGACCUAGUCUCUCCCAACCAGCUCAGCCCCAUAGUGACAGAUUUACCCUCUGAGGUAGCUCCUACCUCCACAGCCUUGAUCCCUCUUUCUUCGGUUACUUCCAUUCCUCCUCCUCCUCCUCCUCCUCCUCCUCCUCAUCCACUUUCUUUGCAGCCUUCCCUGACAAACACACCCUCAAAUCUCCAAUCCCUUCCUCCUCACCUCCAAAGGAAAUCAACACAACCACCCACUUGUCUUCCAGAUCCAUGUUUGGCUCCGGCACCCCCCAAAUCAAGGUUUCAUGAACUACCUUCCAGCAAUCUUCCUCUUCAGAUGGCUCACCCCAAACCUUCCCCUGCUCCAUCCAGGUCCCCAGCAGAAACAGCCUCCUCCUCUUCCACCUCCCAGUCCUCCCCUUCCUCCUCUUCCUCCUCUCGUGCUCCUUGUAGAGGAGAGCGACACCCAACCUUCCAAACCCUGGUAGACUUGCUUCUUCGCAUGGUCCUCUACGUUAUUCUCCUCUUCUUCCCCAGGGAGGAGUUGCGUCUGGGCCCCAGUCAGCCUGGCUGCUCUUACAAAUGCGGCCCCGUCAGUAACGGCACUGUGGGCCGCAGACCCACCCUCAUUGAGCCGGAGCGGCUGAAGGACUUUGGUGAGGAGGAUCUUCUCAAUGGGGAUGUGAAGGUCUAUGACACCAAGGUGGUGGGGGCGCCUGAGAUCAUGCUCAUGGACCCCCCAAAAACCAGACGCUUCAGCGAGUUCAGGAUCGUCGCCAGACCCCAGUACCUCCGCUUUGAGGACAUCAGCGCCGCGGCCUUCAGGAUCCAGUGCGGGAUACAGAAGACACCCUGCACGUACUCCAGACUGUCCAAACAGUACGGGAUGGAGAUCUACCUGAAGAAGGAGCACCUGCACUACACAGGCUCUGUGAAGGAGAGAGGAGUCCUGUACCUGCUCACCUCCCUCACACAGGAGCAGCAGAGGAAGGGUGUGAUUGUGGCCACUGACUGUAACUUCUCCAUGGCCGUGGCUCAUCAUGCAGUCGAGCUGAAGAUCCCAGUGUUUGUCAUCAUGCCGUCGUGCUGCUCCUCGCCUCGCCUCAGGAUCUACAGGGACUACGGCGCCAUGGUCAUCUCCUACGGCAGCACCAGUCACGACUCCCAGAACCACGCCCGCCAUCUGGCCAAAGAAAAUGGAUACCUCUACCUGGAAGAAGAUGAAAGUGCAGCGUACCUGGCCGGACUGGGCACUGUGGGCAUGGAGAUCUAUGAGCAAGUGCCCAAACUGGAUGCAGUGGUUGUUCCUGCAGCUGGACAGUAUGGUCUCCUGGCUGGUACAGCUGCAGCCAUCAAACACCUCAACUCGCGGGUUCUCGUCAUAGGAAUUGAACCAGAAGGUUUCCCUCUGCUGCUACAAUCUCUGAAAACUGACGGUCCAAUCAAAGACAUGCACGGCAACCCCAACAAGAAGCUCUAUGGAGAUCUUAUGGAGCGUUCGCUGGGCAUUAACACCUUCCAGCUGGCUAAGAAACUAGUAGAUAAAGUCAUCUCUGUCAGUGAGGAGGACUCUUUGGUGGCGAUGCUGCGGUUUCAGGAGUUUGAACGCUCCACUGUGGACACAGAGGGAGCCAUGGGACUGGCUGCCAUCUUGGCUGGACAACUACCAGAACUGAGAGGCAAAAAGGUCGCUGUGGUGGUGAGCAGUGCUAACAUGGAGCUGGAGCUGGUGAGGCAGUGCGUGGACCGAGCCCUGGUGCUGGACGAUCGGGUCAGUAAGUUCUCCGUGCAGCUGGGAGAAUGGCCAGGAGACAUGGCUAAGCUGCUGGACGUCCUGUCCAGAGAGGACGUCAGGUUGUUGGACGUCUGCCAUCGGAGACAAAGUGGAAAGUCAGACCUCUUCAAGGCAAAGGUGGAGUGUGUGGUGGAAACCAGGGAUAAGACACAGAGCGCUCAGCUACGCAAGACACUGAGCGAGCGCUACCCCUCUAUAUGCUGGCUGGACCGGUGAUCACUACCUGAACACAAACUACAUUUAUAAUAGAAAAACUAAUGAAGAAGAGGAAAUGACAUAUUCAUAAAAUCUGAGCUGACGUGCAAACACAUCCUGUAACAUACAAUACUAUGAUAUAUAUGAACUCUAUAUGUUAUAGGAAUCUCAUUAAGACAAGCAAACCUAAGUGUAUACAGAAAAAGCCUUGAGAUUAUAGAGCAAAUACUAUUCAUAUUACUUCUACCGCUUAUGCUGCUAUUGUUCUUUAAUCAUUGCACCCUGUAAUUACAGUAAAGUGGUUAGGCUGCAUUAAGAAGACGACUAUAUAGUUUACCAGAGUAUGAAUCAUACACACUACGGCUCCCUAACAGCACAAAGAUGUAUUUUUCCAUCCAUAUUGUUUUUAAACUGUUGUAUAUAUUUCUGUAUUUAUACUGUCUGAGAUGGUAGAGUCAAUCCAACUUAAGUGUUCUCCAAAUAAAUACAAAUUCUGUGACCUUUUCUGGUUCAAAUGUGUUCCUCU